Messenger RNA from Amphimedon queenslandica, 2250 nucleotides. RefSeq names its product receptor-type tyrosine-protein phosphatase kappa-like. The transcript has 14 exons. The record is from RefSeq and is a predicted model, not a curated record. Gene Ontology annotation, biological process: motor neuron axon guidance; protein dephosphorylation. Gene Ontology annotation, molecular function: protein binding; protein tyrosine phosphatase activity. The coding region runs from base 1 to 2250 and encodes 749 amino acids. NCBI's taxonomy places the organism in Eukaryota, Metazoa, Porifera, Demospongiae, Haplosclerida, Niphatidae.
AUGCAUGAUGGAAACUGUUAUACUAAUAGAUCAUAUUUUUUUGAUCUUGACAUUAAAGGAGCCAGUAACAGUAUCCAGUGUGUGUUAGCUGGUACUACUACUCUGAAUGGUGGAAAGUGGGUUACUAAUAAUGGAUCACCAGUUGACUGUAGCACUGAUCCUCUUCGUUGUAAUGAAGUAUCUUCACAUAAUGCUGCUGUCAGUCUUUACAUAACUACUGGACAGAACAUACAACCAACUGAUGAUGGCUGUCACUAUGUUUAUUCACUGUAUAUAGGAUGGGUACAAAUUAAAAAUAUUAGUGUUGAUCUCCCUUCAAAUAUAACAGUUCUUCCUCAAACAUACACACUACAUGCUAUUAGAAUUGGUUAUAGAAUGCCUUAUAUUAAGUCAGCUAAUUGGUACUAUGAAUCUGGUGGUACUAGUAUUGAACUCUGCAGUGUCAAGAACAACGGGCAUUAUCGUUGUUCUUUUGGCGAUGGAAAAGCAACAGACAAAAAUAAUGGAAAAUGGGAUUAUGAGGUUACAUUAAGUGUUCCUCGGAAAGGAGACACUACUAAUGAAGAACUAAGUCCAUGGAAUAGCAAUGGUGAUCUUGAGUACAAGUUCUUUUUACAUGUCGGUGAUGUAAUGAGAAAUCAGUCAAUUACAAUCACUACUUCUAGUAGUCCUCCAAAUAAUGUGAGAGGGUUUAUAUUAAAUGCUACUAGUAUUAAAGUAAACUGGACCACUACAUCAGAGACUAAUGGAUAUGUGAUUGAAUAUGCUACUGGAGGUGCAACCAGGAAUGUAGUAUCUACUAGAGAAUAUGAAAUUUCUGGUAACUGUUCAAUGGUAGAUGAUGAUGGUAUUAAUAUUCAAGUGUUCAACCAAUAUAGUAACUUCAGUAAUAGUACACUUACUACCAUCACUGGUCUGUAUAGUGAAACCUGCUAUAUUUUUAGUGUACGUGCAUACACUGAUAAUGGAUAUGGAUCAUGGACAUUUAUUACUAAUGAGACGCUAACCCUGCCAAUAAAACCAUCACUUACAUUAUCAUCAACCUCAUUGCAAACAAUGACUACUACUAUAAUACCAGAAAAUACUUCAACUAUUGUGACAGUUGGAGGCUCAGGAGUUGCUGUGUUUUUAAUUGCCCUAUUGUUGGUGAUGAUUGUUAUCAUCAUCAUUUUCAUAAAAAGAAAGAAAUCAUUGAAAAUUAGAAACUAUCAUGUCAGCAUGGCUAUGUCAGAAAUACAAGAUAUUGUAACAGAAAAUGAUGAAAGUGAUAGUUGUCAAAUGGAUAGACAAGGACCAAAUUUAUAUGCAGCAAUACAAGAAGUACCAAUUCCAUCAGUUUAUGAACCAACAUACACUGAUGUAGAGACUGCUGUUCUCUCUGUCUCUAAUUUUGAUCCACAGAUUCCUCUUUCUCUACCUAUAUCACUGGAGGAUCUGAAUAUACAUGUAACCAGUUGUCAUAGCAAUGGAUUUGAAAGCCAAUACACAAGCCUCAAGAGUGAAGAAGAAAAGCCAUGUAUUGUUGGAUACAGUGAGGAGAAUAAGCCUUUCAACAGAUUCAAAGACAUCACAGUUUAUGAUGAUAACAGGAUAAUACUGGCUACUAAUCCCAACUUGGAUAUGUGUCAAAGAGAAUAUAUCAAUGCUAACUAUGUUGAUGGAUACAGUAGCAGUAAGAAGUUUAUAGCAUCACAAGGACCUAUGAAGAAGACAUUAGUUGAUUUCUGGCGUCUUAUCUGGCAGGAGAAGCCAGUGUCUAUUGUAAUGGUAACCAACCUGAAGGAAGGAACUAAGAACAAGUGUGAGCUGUACUGGCCUAACACUUUAAUGGAGCAUGAGGAAUUUGGACCUUUCACUGUCUUGCUACAAAGUACACAAACUUUUCCUGACUUUAUCAUUCGCCAACUUUGUGUCACAAUACAAGAUGUAUUUAAUGAUAGUCAUACACUGACUCAGUAUCAUUUAACCUCAUGGCCUGAUCAUGGAGUACCUGAUCAUGCUACACCAUUGAUGUCUCUUCACAAACAAGUUAUGGCUACUUGGUCUCCCUCUAAAGGUCCCAUUCUGGUCCACUGUAGUGCUGGUGUAGGUCGCACUGGUACAUUUAUUGCUUUAGAUAUAGCUCUGGAACAAGCUAAAAGAGAGCGAGUAGUAGAUAUUGCUGGUAUUGUUAAUAGACUUAGACAACAGAGAAUGAAAAUGGUUCAAACACUUGUAAGAAUAAAGUGUAUAUCUAAUACAUUAUUGUAA